Molecule: messenger RNA, 1599 nt
Organism: Acanthopagrus latus (yellowfin seabream)
Lineage: Eukaryota; Metazoa; Chordata; Actinopteri; Spariformes; Sparidae
Product: protein lifeguard 1
Exons: 6
Coding region: 425-1324 (299 amino acids)
Biological process (GO): negative regulation of apoptotic signaling pathway
Cellular component (GO): endoplasmic reticulum; Golgi apparatus; membrane
Source: RefSeq, a predicted model, not a curated record
ACAUCAGCUUAUGUUCUAGGAGACAUAAAAGGUCCUUUUUUUUUUUUUUUUACCCUUUUCUUACAUUUUAUGAACUAAAAUAUCUUAUGAUAAAAUAUGUGUACUUUAAGUGGACUCAAGUCUGGACAGGCAGCUUUUGAUUGUUGACCCUGAAAGACCAACAUGGGGACCUUUGGAAGUUCUGAGACCUACCUUGAUGACCUCUAACCUUGUCUGAAGCAACAGUGGAGUUUCCGCAACAUGAGGCUUCACAGACAGGAAUUUUUUUUUCCCCACCUCAUGUUGAGAGGAAGUGAAACUCUGCACCACAGGUUACACAUAAAGAAAGGUCUUUGUGUGGUCUCCUUCACACAGCACUGUUAGGUGUUGGACUGUGACUGUUGUCAGACACAAAUAUAAUCCAGGAGAAAAAGUUUCCUCCACUAUGUCAGACACAGCCGACCACCUCACGUCCAAAGAGACACAGCACGCUCCUUCUUAUGAUGUGUCCCCACCACCACCGGCAUACUCCUACCAGGGGGAGCAACCUCCACCCUACUCCGCAGCCCCAUGUACAUAUCCUCCACCCAAAGCUGAGACAACUUGCACCUAUGAGCCCACUGGUGGGUACGAGUCCUUCAGGGACAUCAUACCAGAGGCCCCGUCGGACACGACCCCACUCAUAUCCUCAUCUUCAUUUGAUGACAGGACAGUGAGGAGAGGGUUUGUCAGAAAGGUGUUCAGCAUCCUGACCGUCCAGCUGCUGUUCACCUUCAGCGUGGUGUGCGUGUUCACCUUCUCCGACGUGGUCAAAGAAGCGGUGCAGACCAACCUGCCGGCCUACCUCAGCUCCUUCAUCAUCUUCAUCGUGGUCGCCAUCGCCCUCAGCUGCUGCCAGUCCUUCAGUCGGCGUCACCCCUGGAACAUCAUGGGACUGGUUGUGGUCACCCUGAGUUUGUCGUACAUGGUUGGAGCCAUCGCGUCCUUCCACAACACUACUGCUGUUGUCAUCACGAUGGGAGCAACGCUCGCCAUCACCGUUGCGAUCAUUGCAUUCUCCGCACAGACUCGUUAUGAUUUCACUGUCUGGUACGGUGUUCUGCUGAUUCUGGUUGUGGACUUCCUCAUGUUCGGGUUCUUCUGCACCUUCUACUACUCCUACAUCACUGAAGUUGCCUAUGGGUGUCUGGGUGCUCUGCUGUAUUCACUGUUCCUGAUGAUCGACUGUCAGCUGCUCAUGGGGUCGAUGAGCUACCGUCUGGAUCCAGAGGAAUACGUCAACGCUGCUCUCACCCUCUAUCUGGACGUAGUGCUCAUCUUCCUCUACCUACUGGGGAGGAGGUGAAACUGUAUACACACUGUAAAUAUACACAAAAUUAACAAACACAGACCAGCACUCCCCACAUAGAAAAUGUCCUUUAUUAUUAUUAUUAAUAUUAUCAUCAUGUAUAAAAUGAAGCUACAUCCUGUUUUAUGUGACAAUAAAUGAAUGAGCAUCAGAUCUUUGACAGAAUCUUUGUCGAAGUUUGACAUGAAUGUAUUUAUAAAAUUGCUGUUCUGUAUUUUUUUUUGUUACACACUGCACUUUAACCCACCUACAAAUAAAGGCUUUCAAUUUAA